AUGGUGUCCCCAUGCGGAGGGUUUGCCCCGCAGGCUUUCAGAAGGAACCAAUGCGUCUUUAUUCAUCCUCAACUGAUUUCUUGUCCAGAUGUCAACACUGCAGCUCCUACUCCUCCGCAAGAGAGCCGUUCGAAUCAUGUUAGGGAGGGCCCAAAUGUGAAUGUGCACAUGACAGCUCAUCCAGCCACCAUCGCCCUAGGAUUGAUGUAUAUGCGAACGGGUAAUAUGGCGAUUGCGAGGGAACUGGAGUUACCGGCUACAAUUUCGAUGCUGGAAGAAAUUCGGCCUGACGUGAUUUUCGUCAGAGUUCUUGCUCGUUCUUUGGUGCUCUGGGAUAUGAUACAACCGACGUGUACCUGGAUUGAUGAGCAGGUAAAUAUCCUACUUUGUACUCGAGAUGAUGGAUGUAAGAUCCCGUCUGUUAUUCACGAAUAUGCACAGACGGUGCUGAAGUUUCCGUCUGCAGUCGAGGUGGAUAUCACAGAUAAGGAGAUAGCCUACUGGGAUGAAGUCGUUGACAAAGAGACCGUUGCUGAGGUCUACCUGUAUGCGAUGACAGCGGCUUGCUUCGCAAUGGCACUCAAGUAUAGCGGAACGAUAGGAGAAACACAGGAGAACGUUCUCAAAAUACUGGUAAGGUCACAGAGGUAA
Cooperia oncophora is the source of this 651-nucleotide messenger RNA. NCBI's taxonomy places the organism in Eukaryota, Metazoa, Nematoda, Chromadorea, Rhabditida, Trichostrongylidae. The record is from the annotation of a GenBank genome assembly.